Molecule: messenger RNA, 774 nt
Organism: Sesamum indicum (sesame)
Lineage: Eukaryota; Viridiplantae; Streptophyta; Magnoliopsida; Lamiales; Pedaliaceae
Source: RefSeq, a predicted model, not a curated record
UUCCUUUCGUAGUCAAAUAAAACUUGAAAUAAAUAAGACUUAAUUUCUGCAAAUUCACUAAUACAACCACCAAAGUACGCAACAUCUGCAUCUGCAUCUCCUAUUCCACUGAUACAGAAUCAUCUUGUUCGUAGUUUAAGGAAACAAAUGGCUGCUGCGUCUGUUGUAGUAAAAAGCGUGACCAAUCAGGAGAUCGCUCGUUACUGGAAGAUAAGGCGCAUGGUGGAGGAAGAUCACCUCUACGCCGCCGUGAAGGCUGCAGCUCGCCUCAGGGCUCGCAACCUCUCUGAUGAAGAUUACCGGCAAUUUGAAGAAUCCUUAAAGGAGGAUGAUCGGAGCAACGACACCGAAAAGUACGAGAAUAAAGAGAUAAGGGUGGGAAUAAAGGACUGGUGGACUAAGAGCAAAUAUGCGUACCUAAACCAACCCGCCAUGAAUUCUUUUGAUAACCCCAGACGACGAUGCAGCAGUUAUCUUCCUCAAUUCUUCAGCUAUAGCUCUGCUUCUCCUCUGAAACCGGCUUAUGGAUAUUCCAGGCAACGUUGUUAGAACGACCUAUGACGCCUGCAUAUCUAUCUGUUUACUUAUGUCAUGAAAUGCAUGAUUUGUGUAUUGUUUGUUCAUGUGUAUAAAUGUUACAUGCACUUUAUGCUGCUGCACUCAAUUGAUGUAUAAGUGUCUGCCGAAAUGGCUUCAAAACAUUGAAAUGUAAAUAUGAAGUGCUACUCUUGUAUGAUAUCUUGUUAAAUUUCGUCAUCUGUUAUCUUUGUUUUC